AAGUUUAACUAGUACUCUUCACAAACUACCAGUUAAAUUUAUUGGCUUUGAGAGGUAAUUUGAUCAUGCGAAUUCCUCUUAUCAACUCUCACCGAUUUGUAACACUAACUCGCACCGCAUUUGCUCGCCAGUUUUCCGUUAGUACUUCCUCUGCAAUGCCGAUCAAGGCUGGAGACAAGCUUCCUGCUGUGGAUUUGUUUGAAAAGGACCCUGGUGGGAAGGUGAACUCUGGAGAAUUAUUUGGGAAGGGAAAACACAUCAUUUUUGCUGUACCAGGGGCUUUCACACCAGGAUGUUCAAAGACUCACUUGCCAGGUUACGUUCAGCAGUGUGAUGCCUUGAAAUCCAAGGGAGUAGAUAGCAUUGCCUGCAUCUCUGUCAACGACCCAUUUGUCAUGGACGCCUGGGGCGAGGCACAGGGAGCCAAUGGAAAGAUCAAAAUGUUGGCAGACACUUGUGGAGAGUUCACAAAGGCUGUUGACAUGGAAAUUGAUCUAGCAGCUGUCCUUGGAAACAAGCGUUCAAAGAGGUACUCUAUGGUAGUGAAAGAUGGCGUUGUGGAGUCUGUAAAUGUUGAACCAGAUGGAACUGGUUUGACCUGCAGUCUGGCAGAGAAGAUUCAGGUGUAGAAGAAUAGUCACCGAUAAACAUGUAUCUACAUGUAUAAUCAGAUAGAAGGUUGUAAUCGUCAAGUCUUUAUUAGAAACACAGCAUGAAAUUUUAAUGGUUCAAGUUUUAUUGUUAAAUUCUGUGUGGUUUUUCAGUGUUGAUAUAUCAGCAAAUAUACAUGUUGUUCUCUCAAACUCAAAAUAAUACUCUGAGAAAUACAUUUAGUGCUUAAAAGAACAUUUCAUUAUGCUGAUUUUCUAACACAUGGUAAAACGAUAUAAAGAUUUAGAUCUUUUUUUUAGUGAGGUACAUGUACCUGUAUACAUCUCAUUAUGUAAAAAUAAUAUACUCCAUUUUUUUGUUAAGAUCUUUUAGUCUUGUUGAAGGUGCUUUGGUAAAAGAUUUUGAUGUUGUCCUGAUUGUUGUUUUAAUUUACCGGUACUAAUUAUUAUGUACAUGUAUAUGCUUUCCAAGAUGCAUAAAUUUCAUGCAAAAUUUUAUUAUACAUUUCAGCAUUAUAAUUUUAAUUUUUUUUUAAAUUGCAUUUAUGUUAGCCAAACUUAUAAAGUAUAAUUUUCUGAAGCAUUAAGAAUAUUAAACAUUCUAUGCAGCAUUUUUUUCCACCAGUUUAUUUACAAAGUAAUAUGUUUGAUGUAUUUUUACAUUGAUACAUGGACAUGCUUGGAGUAUUGUGUGCAAAAAUAAAAUAGAAGAAAAGAGAA
This is a messenger RNA of Saccostrea cuccullata (small rock oyster), 1331 nucleotides long. Its product is annotated as peroxiredoxin-5, mitochondrial-like. Gene Ontology annotation, molecular function: thioredoxin peroxidase activity. NCBI's taxonomy places the organism in Eukaryota, Metazoa, Mollusca, Bivalvia, Ostreida, Ostreidae. The transcript is spliced from 6 exons. Gene Ontology annotation, biological process: hydrogen peroxide catabolic process; cell redox homeostasis; cellular response to oxidative stress. The record is from RefSeq and is a predicted model, not a curated record. Gene Ontology annotation, cellular component: peroxisome; cytoplasm; mitochondrion. Bases 66 to 629 code for a protein of 187 amino acids.